CGGGAGGCAGGAUGGUGGCGGCCCGAGCCCCCCGUGCCACCGGCAGGGCCGAGCCGCGGGCGAGAAGCGGAGGAUCCCGGCGCUGCCUCAGCUGGCUCCCGCCGGAGCGCUCCCUGCGCUGGGGCAUCUUCUCUCUAACUCUCUUCUUUUCCUUCCUCCAAUUUUGCCCCUUCACCUUCUUCUCCUUUCUCUCCUCUCCUCUACCCUUCCUCUCCCUAAGUUUCGAGGACUCCACCCUGUCCACAGCCACUACCCUUGAGUAUAUCCCCACCUCAGCAGGCGAUCCCAAAUUCCAGAGGCCCCGCACGCUCGUGCGCCAGCAAAGUCUGCAGCAGCCCCUGAGCCAGCACCAGCGCGCCAACCACAGCCAGCCCACCACCAGCCAGAGCCUGGGCCACCUCCAGGCCCACAGCGGCUCCUCCGCCGCCGCCGCCAACUCCCGGGGCUCCCGCGGCGGCCCGGCGCGCCAGGGCGCCGCCGCCGGCUCCAAGCAACGGAUGGCCGGGGGCAGGAGCCGCUCCAAUCCCGGCAGCUGGGACCACGUGGUGGGGCAAAUCCGCAACCGCGGCUUGGACAUGAAGUCCUUCCUGGAAGGCCGGAUGGUGGUGCUAUCCCUGGUUUUGGGACUCUCAGAGCAAGAUGACUUUGCCAAUAUUCCCGACCUGCAACCCGCUGGGACGCAGCCGAACCAGGCGAACGCUCAGGGGGACAAGAGGUUGCCGGCCGGUGGGAAGGCUGGGAAUGCGGCACCGGCACCGGGGCAGCCGCCGCACGAUGAGUCCGACCGCAAGACGGAGCCGCACUCCUCCGUCUCCGACCUGGUCAACUCCCUGACCAGCGAGAUGCUCAUGCUCUCCCCGGGCUCCGAGGAUGACGAGGGCCACGAAGGCAUCAGCCGGGAGAACCUGGGCCGUAUCCAGUUCAGCGUCGGCUACAACUUCCAGGAGUCCACCCUGACCGUGAAGAUCAUGAAGGCGCAGGAGCUGCCGGCCAAGGACUUCAGCGGCACCAGCGACCCCUUCGUCAAGAUCUACCUGCUUCCCGACAAGAAGCACAAGCUGGAGACCAAGGUCAAGAGGAAGAACCUCAACCCACACUGGAAUGAGACCUUCCUCUUUGAAGGGUUCCCCUAUGAGAAGGUGGUGCAGCGGGUGCUGUACCUCCAGGUCCUGGACUACGACCGCUUCAGCCGCAAUGAUCCCAUUGGAGAGGUGUCCAUCCCGCUCAACAAGGUGGACCUGACUCAGAUGCAGACCUUCUGGAAGGACCUGAAGCCCUGCAGUGAUGGCAGUGGAAGCCGCGGGGAGCUGCUGCUGUCACUGUGCUACAAUCCCUCAGCCAAUUCCAUCGUGGUGAACAUCAUCAAGGCACGGAACCUCAAAGCCAUGGACAUCGGGGGCACCUCAGAUCCCUACGUGAAGGUGUGGCUGAUGUACAAGGACAAGCGGGUGGAGAAGAAGAAGACGGUGGUGAUGAAGAGGUGCCUGAACCCUGUCUUCAAUGAGUCCUUCGCUUUCGACAUCCCCACGGAGCGGCUGCGUGAGACCACCAUCGUCAUCACCGUCAUGGACAAGGACAGGCUGAGCCGCAAUGAUGUCAUUGGCAAGAUUUACCUCUCCUGGAAGAGCGGUCCCGGCGAGGUGAAGCACUGGAAGGACAUGAUCGCCCGCCCGCGGCAGGCGGUGGCACAGUGGCACCAGCUGAAGGCCUGAGCGCCCCCAGACCGCGGGUUCGGGGUCCCCCUUCCCAGCUCCUAGCCCCUUCCCGUGGCGCGCCCGGCCAGGGACCAGAGGGACAGCGGCCUGACUCGCGGGAACCCUGCGGGAGGACGGGCACGGAGUCCCCCCGAGCCCCCGGGUUCGCCUCUCCCUGGGGUGCGGGGGGUGCGGAGCCACCCCCAAUCCCGGUCGAGGAGGUGCCAGAAGCGAUGUCCCCCCCCAUCCCUAUUCCCACCACGGGGCAGGACUUCUGCGAGUGCUUCCAGCCCCGCUCCGGGAGCCCCUCUGCCCCUCCCUGGC
Haemorhous mexicanus (house finch) is the source of this 2018-nucleotide messenger RNA. It is a transcript of the gene SYT7, whose product is annotated as synaptotagmin 7. Gene Ontology annotation, cellular component: synapse; synaptic vesicle; axon. NCBI's taxonomy places the organism in Eukaryota, Metazoa, Chordata, Aves, Passeriformes, Fringillidae. The transcript has 8 exons. The record is from RefSeq and is a predicted model, not a curated record. Gene Ontology annotation, biological process: regulation of dopamine secretion; vesicle fusion; calcium-ion regulated exocytosis. Gene Ontology annotation, molecular function: phosphatidylserine binding; clathrin binding; SNARE binding. Bases 12 to 1712 code for a protein of 566 amino acids.